Sorex araneus (European shrew) is the source of this 662-nucleotide messenger RNA. RefSeq names its product 3-hydroxy-3-methylglutaryl-CoA lyase, cytoplasmic-like. The transcript has 4 exons. Gene Ontology annotation, biological process: ketone body biosynthetic process; L-leucine catabolic process. Lineage: Eukaryota; Metazoa; Chordata; Mammalia; Eulipotyphla; Soricidae. The coding region runs from base 222 to 662 and encodes 146 amino acids. Gene Ontology annotation, molecular function: hydroxymethylglutaryl-CoA lyase activity. Gene Ontology annotation, cellular component: cytosol; endoplasmic reticulum. The record is from RefSeq and is a predicted model, not a curated record.
CAGGCAUCUGUCGCCGGUUUCUCACAGUGGGAAGGGCUGUUUCGCAGGUCACCUACGUGUCUGCCGGUCUGACUCUACCCUUUGAAAACCACAGACCGCGUCUGCGGGGCGCGGGGCGCGGGGCGCGGGAGGGAACUCCCGCCAGUGGGGGCGGGGAGCGGCCCGGCCAGGCUUCCUCGGCUGAAGGGCUCGGCAGGUGCGGGGACUCCGCAGGUGCUGCCAUGGGGAACGUGCCCUCGGCCGUGAAGCACUGUCUCAGCUACCAGCAGCUGGGCCGCGAGCAGCAGUGGACUCGGGACCCCGGGGCAGGGGCGCUGCAGCCCGUGCAGGCAUCCCCAUUGUCUGGACUCCCAGAGUAUGUUAAAAUAGUAGAAGUUGGACCCAGGGAUGGACUGCAGAAUGAAAAGGUCAUAGUUCCUACAGAUGUAAAAAUUGAAUUUAUAAACCGGCUUUCCCAGACUGGACUGUCUGUAAUCGAAGUGACCAGCUUUGUCUCCUCCAGAUGGGUACCACAGGCGGGCACACUGUGUGGGGUCAUGGGGUUGGUAGAGGUGGUGGGGAUGGAACCAAGUGAGCUGUCUGAAAGUCAAGAGCCUUACCUGCUCUACCAUCUUACCAACCACUGUUAUUCCAUGGCCGACGGGCUUCCCUUAGCAGUUUAG